Messenger RNA from Lolium perenne, 1572 nucleotides. NCBI's taxonomy places the organism in Eukaryota, Viridiplantae, Streptophyta, Magnoliopsida, Poales, Poaceae. The record is from RefSeq and is a predicted model, not a curated record.
AAAUUUUCGUAAGCCCCGCUUUGCAAUUCGUCCUGACCCAAAGCUCUCACAAUGGAUUACUUGGCCAUAGCGGUGGCACUGGUUGCCGUGGUUUCAUCCAUAGCCAUCAUCCAGCUCCUCACCAGAGUCAAGAAACCAUGUGCGGCCAACCUGCCACCGGGCUCCCUCGGCCUGCCGGUGAUCGGGCAGAGCCUUGGCCUCCUCCGCGCCUUGCGUAGCAACACCAACGACCAGUGGAUACAGGAGAGGAUCGACAGGUAUGGGCCGGUCUCGAAGCUGUCGCUGUUCGGCACGCCGACGGCGCUCAUUGCAGGGCCGGCGGCCAACAAGUUCAUGUUCUUCAGCAGCGCGCUGGCGACGCGGCAGCCGCGGUCCGCCCAGCGGAUACUCGGCAAGAACAGCAUCGUGGACCUCCACGGCGCCGACCACCGGCGCGUCCGAGGCGCGCUGCAGGAGUUCCUCCGGCCGGACAUGCUCAAGAUGUACGUGAGGACGAUCGACGGCGAGGUCCGGCGCCACAUCGAGGAGAACUGGGCGAACCGGGCGACCGUGACGGUGAUGCCGCUGAUGAAGACGCUGACGUUCGACGUCAUCUCCGCGCUGCUCUUCGGCCUCGAGCGGGGCGCCAGGCGGGACGCCCUCGCCGGCGACUUCGAUCACGUGAUGGAGGGCAUGUGGGCCAUCCCGGUGAACCUGCCUUUCACGGCGUUCAGACGGAGCCUCGAGGCCAGCGGCAGGGCUCGCCGGGCGCUGGAAGGGAUCACGCGGUAGAAGAAGGAGAAGGUGGAGGGGGGCAAGGCGUCAAGGAACAGCGACCUCAUCACCUGCCUGCUCAGCCUGACGGACGAGCAUGGCGAGCGGGUCCUGAGCGACGAGGAGAUCGUCGCCAACGCCAUAGUCGCCCUCAUCGCCGGCCACGACACGACGUCCAUACUAAUGACGUUCAUGGUCCGCCAGCUCGCCAAUGAUCCGACAACCCUCGCCGCCAUGGUCCAAGAGCAUGAAGAGAUCGCCAAGAACAAGGCUGACGGAGAGGCUCUCACCUGGGAAGACCUGGCCAAGAUGAAAUUAACGUGGCGAGUAGCGCAGGAGACACUUCGCAUGGUCCCUCCCAUCUUCGGCAACUUCAGAGUAGCACUCCAAGACAUCGAGUUCGACGGCUACUUCAUCCCCAAAGGAUGGCAGGUGCUUUGGACGGCAAACGCGACACACAUGGACGCCAGCAUCUACCACGAGCCGGCCAAGUUUGACCCGUCCCGGUUUGAGAACCAGUCAGCGUCGGCGGCUCCGCCAUGCUCCUUCGUCCCCUUCGGCGGUGGCCCGAGGAUAUGUCCCGGGAUAGAGUUCUCUAGGAUGGAGACGCUGGUCACCAUGCACUAUCUGGUGAGGCACUUCACAUGGACGCUGUGCUGUAAAUCAGACACCUUCGUCAGGAACCUCUUGCCGUCCCCGCUGCAUGGCCUGCCCAUCCAAAUCGAGCACAGGACCUCGGCUUGACCGGCAAUCUGAACUCGUAAUUAUACCAGCAUUGAGGUCGGUCGCAUACAAGCAUUUCAGUAUUUCAGCAUCAAA